GCCAUGACAGACAGCGGGAGACUCAGUGGGCGGGACUUCCGGGGCCAGCCCACCUGCAGGAGAGGCACCUGGAUGAUCUAACAACACAACAGACAAGACCACGGAACAGAAAACACUUUUCAGGACAACAUAAGAUAAAUUAUUCCUCUCUUUUACAUGGAACUUUUUUCGCUUUGCCGUUUCCAUUUUUUUGGAGUUGCAACCGCCGUUUAGUGGAUUUUCCUUCUUUUUUUUUUUUUUCUUUUUUUUUUUUUUAAACUACAACGAUGCUCAUGCACAGGGUUUUAAAGAUCGUGUUUCUGGCUUUGAUGUGUCUGCAUGAAUCUGAUGCCAUCCCCACUUCAGGGUGCGAGGCAGACGGGUGCAGCAAAGGCCAGACUCCUGCAUUCCCUUUGUUGUCCUCCUCCGAGGGAAACUCACAGCAGCCCUCUCAGGACUUGUUAGAUCAGUUUACCCAGGUGAACUCGCCAAAUAACGCAGACCGUAAACACCGUGAUGCCAGUGCCGUCAUGCCCUUCGUCGGCCUCACCAACAGUGCUGAGCAGAGCCGAAGCUGUUGUAAGAAUGGAGGGACUUGUAUUCUGGGCAGCUUCUGUGCUUGUCCUCCCUUCUUUACCGGCAGGAGCUGUGAGUACAACCAGCGCAUCAGGCGCUGUGGUUUGAUUCCGCAUGGUGAAUGGGUCCGUAAGGGCUGUUCCUACUGCCGCUGUGGUUAUGGUUUCUUGCACUGCUUCCCCCACGUCUUUCAUAACGACUGCGAUGACUCGGAGGACGUGCACUGGUAUCGUUCCUCCACCGCCAGGACGCUUCAGACCAGCUGUUUUCUGAACAUGACCCUGCUUCUGACGCUUUAUAUUCUUCUAUGAUAUUCUGUGCUGUGCAGAAACGAGACAUUUCCAAAACU
Messenger RNA from Nerophis lumbriciformis (worm pipefish), 904 nucleotides. It is a transcript of the gene tdgf1, whose product is annotated as teratocarcinoma-derived growth factor 1. The record is from RefSeq and is a predicted model, not a curated record. NCBI's taxonomy places the organism in Eukaryota, Metazoa, Chordata, Actinopteri, Syngnathiformes, Syngnathidae.